AUGCCUCUUACGGGACACUGCCUCUGCAAGGCCGUCACCUACAAGGUGGACGUCGACGCCCCUCUCAUUACCGGCUACGAUCACUGCGACGAUUGCCAGCGCCAGAGUGGCUCGACAUACUCCCUUGUCGCUGUUGUUCCCAAGGAUAAGCUUACCAUCAACGGCCCUACAAAGAGCUGGGCGGGCAAGGGCUCAUCAGGCAAGGAUGUUCACCGCAUCUUCUGCUCCGAGUGUGGCUCGCCAAUUGCUCACGACCCCGAUGCGGCCCCAGAGAUCAUCGCUCUCAAGGCUGGUACCCUCGAUACCGAGAUCAAGAAGAACCUGAAGCCGGACACCGAGAUUUGGACUGUCGGCAAGCUGCCCUUCUGCCAGGAGAACUUGGCAAAGCCCUUCAAGCACAUGCCCGAGUAA
Molecule: messenger RNA, 411 nt
Organism: Colletotrichum abscissum
Lineage: Eukaryota; Fungi; Ascomycota; Sordariomycetes; Glomerellales; Glomerellaceae
Product: glutathione-dependent formaldehyde-activating enzyme
Exons: 3
Coding region: 1-411 (136 amino acids)
Molecular function (GO): carbon-sulfur lyase activity
Source: RefSeq, a predicted model, not a curated record